Molecule: messenger RNA, 1112 nt
Organism: Pectinophora gossypiella (pink bollworm)
Lineage: Eukaryota; Metazoa; Arthropoda; Insecta; Lepidoptera; Gelechiidae
Gene: PpV
Product: serine/threonine-protein phosphatase 6 catalytic subunit
Exons: 6
Coding region: 112-1023 (303 amino acids)
Biological process (GO): peptidyl-serine dephosphorylation; G1/S transition of mitotic cell cycle
Cellular component (GO): cytoplasm
Molecular function (GO): protein serine/threonine phosphatase activity
Source: RefSeq, a predicted model, not a curated record
GUCAGUUGUAGAAAAAAAAACUAGCGGACGUCAUUUCGAUCACUUGUCAAAAUUGGGGCUAAAAAAAUCUGAAAAAUAAAAGACGCGUUUGCUCAUCUCAAAAUCUUUAAAAUGAGCGACGUGGACAAGUGGAUAGAGAUUGCGAAGAGGUGUAAAUAUCUCCCUGAAGAUGACUUGCGAGAGCUGUGCAAUAUCGUGUGUGACUUGUUGUUGGAGGAGCCUAAUGUUCAACCGGUACAAACGCCCGUUACUGUUUGUGGAGACAUUCACGGUCAGUUUUAUGACUUGGAAGCACUCUUCGACAUAGGCGGGCAAGUGCCGCAUACAAAAUACAUCUUUAUGGGAGACUAUGUGGACCGUGGCUAUUAUAGUUUGGAAACAUUAACUUUGCUUAUGGCAUUGAAAGCUAGGUAUCCUGACAGAAUCAUAUUACUAAGAGGAAAUCAUGAAACAUGCCAAAUCACAAAAGUAUAUGGAUUUUAUGAUGAGUGUCUGAACAAAUAUGGUAAUGCAAAUGCAUGGAAAGACUGUUGUAGGGUGUUUGAUCUACUUACGGUUGCAGCGUUAAUAGAUGAAACAGUCCUCUGUGUCCAUGGUGGGUUAUCACCGGAGAUAUCCAUGUUAGAUCAAAUAAGAUGUAUUGACAGAAAUCAACAAAUUCCACAUAAAGGUGCCUUCUGCGAUCUACUGUGGUCUGAUCCUGCUGAUGUUAAGAUGUGGUCUGUCAGCCCUAGGGGUGCGGGGUGGCUGUUCGGUGCAUAUGUGACCGAGCUGUUUAUGAAUUACAACGACUUGAAUUUAAUAUGCCGAGCACAUCAACUUGUACAUGAAGGUUACAAAUACAUGUUCGACAAGCGGCUAGUGACAGUGUGGUCAGCCCCGAACUAUUGUUACCGCUGCGGCAACGUCGCUUCGAUAAUGGAGUUUCAGACUGUCAACGAUAGGAAUGCGAAGCUGUUCCAAGCCGUGCCCAAUAGUGAGAGAGAAGUACCUCCACAACACACCACGCCCUACUUCCUAUGAGCUCAACACAAGUGAUAUCAAGUAUUCCCAAGUGUAAUUAUACGUUUUUAUUUUAAGUAUAAAUAUAUUGUUGCAUAUUGUACAGUGUA